UACUCAAAGUCAUACUUAUCACUAUCAGUCAUCAAAUGUCCAUCUACUUCUAUUACUCCCCAAAGAAGAUCAUCAAUCAAACAUGGCAAUUAAAGUCUCAAUCUCUUUGAAUUCCCCAAAACUCUCCCACCCAAAGCUCUCAAUCUUCAACUUCCACAAUCUCCCCUCAAAUUCACAACUCAAUUUCCCUAAUCUCUCCUCAAACGGGCAACUCAAAUUUAAAUCACAUUUCAAAAUCCCAAAUGCAAUCCCAAAACCCCACCAAACCCUUAAAUCUAAAUCUUACAGAAACCAAAUCUCAUGCCUUUUUACUGGAAUUGUUGAAGAAAUGGGUAAAGUUAAGGAACUGGGGUAUGGCGAAAAUGCGGGAUUUGACCUGAAAAUUGGAGCAAAAAUUGUUCUUGAAGAUGUAAAGCUUGGUGAUAGUAUUGCCGUUAAUGGAACAUGCCUUACUGUCACGGAAUUCAAUACGGAAUUAUCUGAAUUUACAGUUGGGUUAGCACCGGAGACACUUAGAAAGACGUCGUUGAUUGAACUCCAACCAGGUUCUCUUGUUAAUUUGGAAAGAGCCCUUCAGCCUUCCACUCGUAUGGGUGGCCAUUUUGUUCAAGGACACGUUGAUGGGACAGGAGAAAUUGUAUCGCUUGAUCCGGAAGAUGAUUCUUUAUGGGUGAAGGUUAAGACUACCCCAGAGUUGUUGAAGUACAUUGUUCCGAAAGGAUUCAUAGCGAUUGAUGGCACAAGUUUGACAGUCGUGGAUGUGUUUGAUGACGAUUUAUGCUUCAACUUUAUGUUGGUUGCUUACACUCAACAAAAUGUCGUGAUACCGCUGAAAAAAGUCGGGCAAAAGGUGAAUCUAGAGGUGGAUAUACUAGGCAAGUAUGUUGAGAGACUCCUUAACAGUGGGUUCCUUGAAGCUUCCAAAUCUCCUUAAGGUACCAAAGAUUGAAAUGGAACCUUGGAAUGAUUAAAAUGGUGGAUUUCUUUGUUGCGUCUCCUCCUUUUCUACGUCGCCGAGAAGAAGAGAAGAGAAGGGAUUUCUCUUUGCAAUCAAAUGUAAUGUUUCUUGGAGGAUAUCAAGUUCACUUGAUUUUUGAAACCAUUAAUUUUUUCUUCCUAAACAUUUUUGUACGUCUUCUACUCUAUCCAUUGCUAAGUUGUGAAA
This is a messenger RNA of Amaranthus tricolor (Joseph's coat), 1165 nucleotides long. RefSeq names its product riboflavin synthase. Gene Ontology annotation, biological process: riboflavin biosynthetic process. The transcript has 2 exons. The coding region runs from base 83 to 934 and encodes 283 amino acids. The record is from RefSeq and is a predicted model, not a curated record. Gene Ontology annotation, molecular function: riboflavin synthase activity. NCBI's taxonomy places the organism in Eukaryota, Viridiplantae, Streptophyta, Magnoliopsida, Caryophyllales, Amaranthaceae.